This is a messenger RNA of Kockovaella imperatae, 810 nucleotides long. RefSeq lists its product as hypothetical. The record is from RefSeq and is a predicted model, not a curated record. Bases 52 to 792 code for a protein of 246 amino acids. Lineage: Eukaryota; Fungi; Basidiomycota; Tremellomycetes; Tremellales; Cuniculitremaceae. The transcript has a single exon.
GUUUCUUUUCCGGGCUCAGUGUGAAAGCAUUUUCCUCGGGGAGCCUUGAACAUGUCUGCACAAGAGGCUGCGGGAGCAAUGUCAGAACCACGCUUGGCCCACCUGGCAGCUGAGAUCAGCGAGCUGUUUCAAGCCGACCAGAAGCAGAUGGCAGAAUUCAAUGCGGCCACUUCAGAUGACUCGGAGCUUCAGGCGCCUUACGCAAAGUACAAGGCAGAAGUACUUCAGACGCGUGAUUGUUUCUACGACCCCUUCAUUGUGGAUCUCUGGGUCGCCUCGGAAGAGCAUCCACCAGCCGCCAUUACGACCGCACAUGCGUUUAGGGAACGAGUCAACCGACGUGUGAGGGAGAUUGUUGACGAACACGGAUGGCCGAGACGGAAAGAUGUCGGAGAUACUGCUGGUAUCAUGUUUUUCUUCCUCUUUGGCCACGGAGACAAUGAUAACGAGUGGCGACACACCCAGCUGUCAAAUAUAGAUCACGUCAACCAGGAGGACAAGCUCAAUCCUAGACUCUACGGACACAUGGUCGACAGACUAAGGGCAGUGGCCCUCAAACCUCAGCUCUACGGGACGAUCAUGGGUCCAGGGAUGGAAAAGGGGACUGCGAAGCUAUACGUCAAGACUGAAUUCGAUGAAGAGACGACAAACGAGAAGCGGAAAGCUAUUGGGUUGGCUAGCAUCGAGGAAGAUCUCGAGAAAUUCCGAUCAGGCGCACAGAUUGGGCCAUAUAUGACCCCGAUGAUGGGUCAGCCAUGGGAUUUAUCGGAUGGUUAUAGGACAACCGUAUAAUGUAUGAUUGAGACAGAG